This is a messenger RNA of Oreochromis niloticus (Nile tilapia), 2305 nucleotides long. RefSeq lists its product as uncharacterized. The record is from RefSeq and is a predicted model, not a curated record. NCBI's taxonomy places the organism in Eukaryota, Metazoa, Chordata, Actinopteri, Cichliformes, Cichlidae. The coding region runs from base 1572 to 2252 and encodes 226 amino acids. The transcript is spliced from 2 exons.
UUACAGUGACUACGUUAUUAUUGCAGUAACGAGCACGGUAACUAGUUAUUAUGCCAAAAUCAGGAACGCAUUACUCGUUAAUGGGAUUUAGAUAGGGCCGUUACUCGUUACUUCGUGAGUUGCGUUCGACUUACCUCGGAAAUCGGAACACGAAUCUGGGAAUAAUGUCACACUCGAGUAAAUGGCGUUCUGGUUAGCCUCGUCGGAGAAGUCUGGAUUCCAAUAUGGCAACGCCCUCGAAAACGGUUGUUUUGCUAGCCCUCUACAAAAACCAAUUACUACUAAACAUAUAUGCAGCUCAUCUGCAGUCUGCCUUCCUACUGGGAAGGCAGAAUUUCCGAGUCCCGAGUACAAAGGAAAGCACCAUGACUGCAGUUUCCGUGUUGGACGUGAAAAGCGCACGUGACACUGUGACGUAAGCUACAAUCAUGGCGGCAGUUGAAGAUGGUCCAGGCAUGGGAUUUCUGUCGUGGAAAUAUUCACAUUAUUUCUCCUUUCUGAUGGUAAAAGACAGGAAUAUUGUCGUGAACUGUACUCUCUGUGGAGGUUCUAAAACUCUUUCGACAUCAAAGACUAGCAAUUCUAAUCUGAUGAAACAUCUUCAGAAACAGCAUGCAUCUACCAAGUUAGUUGAAAAAGGACCCGAAGGCAACGUCGGCGACUCUAGCUCCGUUGACGCUAUUCCAGCAAAACAACGAAAGCUUGAUUUCGGACAGCCUGCUGCACAGUCCAUCACCCAGCCCCAGCUACACAGGCUGAUUGCCAGGUAUGUCGUGGAAGACAUGAAACCCAUCUCAACGGUUGAGUCCCAUGCUUUCAGACAACUGAUUAGUCAUAUACCUGUGUGAGGGAGAGCUGGGAAGGCACCAUCCAGAAAGACAUUUUCCAGUUUGUAUAACAUGGAGUCAGAGCUCAAAAAUACACUUGACAUGGUAGAAUACAUCUCCACAACAGCAGACAUUUGGACUGUGCAUAAUAAAAGUUUUCUUGGUGUGACCGCGCAUUGGAUAAAUGCACAAAACAUGAAACGUGAGAAAGCAGCGCUGGCAUGCAGGCAAUUUAUGGGUCGACAUACGUAUGACAGUAUUGCAUCUGAGCUGGACAACAUUAACUCAUCUCAUGGCCUAUCGUUUAAAAUCACAUCAACUGUAACGGAUAAUGGCUCCAAUUUUGUCAAGGCUUUUAAAGUGUACCAGCCACCACCUCAGUCAGAUGACUCUGAAUAUGAGGAGGAUGAAGUGACUUUUGUUUCGAUUGGGGAUGUGCUGCAGAAUGGUGCUGAUGAUGCUGAUGAUGCAAUUUCUUUACCGCCACAUCAGAGAUGUGCAUCGCACACAAUGAAUCUUAUCUCUUGCACUGAUGUGGAGAAGUGACUAUUGUCCGAAGCUCCAACAAAAACCAUCUACAGAAGUGCCACCACAAAAUGUGCAGGGCUGUUGAACAAGGCCAGUCGUUCCACAGUGGCUGCUGAGAUUGUGGAAGACAUUAUUACAAAGAAGCUACUAGUACCUUGCACAACAAGGUGGAACUCGUUCUAUUAUGCUCUGGAGAGAAUUUCAAAGAUACCUUUGAUGGAGCCGAACACAAUCUCAUCCACAUUACAGUUAAAAUGUUUCAAUGAGAGGGAGCAUCAGUGUAUCAGAGAGUACUGUGCAGUCAUGAAACCACUUACUGUGGCACUGAACAUUCUUCAAGGAGAAGACCAUUGUUUUUAUGGCACACUCCUACCCACACUGGAAUCGCUGAUGACCAAGACUCUGGCUAUAAAAAAUGGUCUGCAAAUUCUUGUUGGGCUACCAGAUGCAGUCGUCCAGGCAGUCAAAACAAGGUUUGCACAGUUCCUUGGAAGUGAAGAUGCUUUGCUGGCUGCUGUGACACUACCAAAAUUUAAGCUUCGUUGGUUACAUGACCAGGCGCGGAAGGACCUCGCAAAGGCACGUCUGCUGGUAGAGUGUCGAAAACUUCUCCCUGAGCAAGAUCAGCUACAACCAGGUACCAGCGCCACCAACACAACACAGCACCCGGGUUCUAGCAAAGAGGAUGAGUUCUUCUCCUUUGAAGAGAAUGAGGACAUAUAUGCCACUGCUGAAGGUGAGGUAGCCGAGUACCUCAAAUCAGGAGCAACAGGGUUAGACUCUCUGAAUCAUUUCCCGAUGAUAAAGAAACUCUCUCUCUUAAACUUAAUGCAGCCACUCCUUCAAGUGCCCCAGUUGAAAUGGCCUGCAUUUGGUAAAUGGCCUGCAUUUGUAUAGCGGUUUACUCAGUCCCCAAAGCACUUUACACUACAUUCAGUCAUUCACACACA